Diachasmimorpha longicaudata is the source of this 12435-nucleotide messenger RNA. RefSeq names its product mushroom-body expressed (gene mub). Gene Ontology annotation, molecular function: mRNA binding. Gene Ontology annotation, biological process: regulation of RNA metabolic process; regulation of gene expression. Gene Ontology annotation, cellular component: nucleus; cytoplasm. The record is from RefSeq and is a predicted model, not a curated record. Bases 654 to 2345 code for a protein of 563 amino acids. NCBI's taxonomy places the organism in Eukaryota, Metazoa, Arthropoda, Insecta, Hymenoptera, Braconidae. The transcript is spliced from 11 exons.
ACAUUGAUUCCCUCUAUUUCACAUCCUCCAUCGAGCGAGUGUCAAUUUACCACCGACGUAAUCUCCUGUUGUGAAUAAUCUGCUUAUUGAUUUCAACGCGGAUGGAGACUGAAGGCCAGUGUUUAUGGGAUUCGAAUAAACAGGGAGCUUGUGGAGGAGUUGAAAGUGAGACUGGUACGUGUCCAGGUGGUGGUUAGGCCAGAUAUCGUUUGGCUUUUCGUCGUAGAGACGAUCGUGUGGUGAGUGCCAUCAAGCUGGAGCUGGCAAAGAGGCAUUUCCUGAGGGGAAACGAACAAAGAAGAGGAGAACACAACAGUCGUUGAGACGAUAAACACGAGCUGUUCCCUUUCCUCACGAUACAUCAACGUGUGAUCAGCACAUCGGGAAUCCCUAAAAAGCGGAGAGAGUCUACCGGUGCCAGUACCAAGUGCCGUACAAGGACCAGAAGCAUUGGAUAACCUCGUCACUGUGCGAAGACAGAGCCUACCUGGGAUCGUUUAAGAAGCACGUCCCCCGAGACCCCCCCAGCCAAAAUCACACGCCUCACCUCACCCCUGUCCUCCUUAUCCUCUACCGUUCCCUUCUCCCCAAGUGUCAAAGCAUCACAGCGUUAUCAGACGCGAGAUAAUAUCAAACAGACUGGUGGAUCUGGUAUGGACGGUAUGGAUAAUAAACCAGUGCUCAAUGAUGACCCCUCGGUCACCCUCACCAUUCGUCUCAUUAUGCAGGGAAAAGAAGUGGGAAGUAUUAUAGGCAAGAAGGGAGAGAUCGUCACGAGGUUCCGUGAGGAAUCAGGCGCCAAGAUAAACAUAUCUGACGGCUCGUGUCCAGAGCGAAUUGUCACUGUGACUGGGCCAACGAACUCAAUUUUCAAGGCAUUUACACUGAUCUGCAAGAAAUUUGAAGAAUGGUGCUCGCAAUUUCACGAUGUACAGGGUGGUGGUGCAGGUGGUGGUGGUGGUACCACACGAACACCAAUAACCCUGAGGCUCAUUGUACCGGCAUCACAGUGUGGCUCUCUCAUUGGAAAGGGUGGCUCCAAGAUUAAGGAGAUAAGGGAAGUCACUGGUGCACUCAUUCAAGUUGCCUCGGAAAUGCUACCGAGCUCGACGGAGCGUACUGUCACCAUUUCAGGAACCAGUGAGGCCAUCACUCAGUGCAUAUACCACAUUUGCUGUGUCAUGCUAGAGUCCCCUCCCAAAGGUGCCACGAUCCCUUAUCGCCCCAAACCCCAAGUUGGUGGGCCAGUGAUCCUGGCUGGUGGGCAAGCAUACACCAUCCAGGGUAAUUACGCGGUGCCCGCCCACUCGGACGUAAGUACAGUAUUGUCAAUGCCGGUAUCCGCUGCCGGGCCUGCCCCACCCUCGCUGAACGCCCAAACUCUUACUGCCUCGCCUUUCGCGGCCGCCCACCCCUCCUCGCCCUUCGCUUCACACGGCCAUCCGCUGAUCCCGGCCCAUCUCACUGGACCCCAUCAUCCGCUACACCCGAGCCCCUUACACGCAAGCGUGGCAGGCCUCGCCGACCCCCUGCUGAAGAGUGGACACUUGCAGGCAGCCCUCCCGCCCGCACUCGUGGCAGACGCCAUGGGCAAACUUGGGAGCAAUCCACUGGCUGGACUCGCUGCACUUGGUCUCGGAGGGUUAGCUACGCCUGCAAACACAGGAGGUCUGAACCCAGCUGCUCUGGCAGCCUUAGCUGGAAGUCAAUUGCGUACGAAUCACACAAACAGGCAGCAGCCGGCGGCUAACAAUCAGACGCACGAGAUGACAGUGCCAAAUGAACUUAUCGGUUGUAUAAUCGGUAAGGCUGGCACCAAGAUCGCCGAGAUCCGCCAGAUAUCCGGUGCUAUGAUAAGAAUUAGCAACUGCGAGGAAAGAGAGGGCGGCACUACAGAUCGUACAAUAACAAUAACUGGAAAUCCAGACGCCGUGGCGUUGGCACAGUAUCUCAUCAACAUGAGUGUCGAACUGCAGAAAGCUAACCUAGAGGCCCAAAAUACCCAAACCCCUGGCAGCGGCACCAAUCCCGGGGCAUCCGGGGCCAGUGCUUCCCCUUCUACCACUACUACCACUGCCUCUCCCUUGGCCAGCGCAAUCCCCUUGGCUCAGCUGCUAAGCAAGCCAGGUGCCCUCAACGCCCUAUCUAGCCUGACAGCUCUUGGUGGCCUUACGGAAUUACUUGGCGGUGCCGGUGGUGCCGCCACAACACAACUACCUGUCCAGACAACUGGUGUACAUCGUUCACACAAGUCAUUUACACCACGUUUACGCAGUCCUGGUGCACCAGGACCAACUGACAGCGGUAAAUUCAAGUCUGAGAGGACCAAGUACAAUCCCUACUGAAUUAGGGAUUGAGAGGGAGAGCUGUUGGAGGAUUUUCAACUUGUCUCACUAUUCCCGGGGUCCUCGAUGACCCUACAAUUUUUUUUUCAUUAUUUGAGGAUUAAAUGAUAGAGAAUAGACAGGAGGAAGUGGUGGAAUGGAAUCAGGUGAAGAUGACGUUUGGUUAUUGACGUAAAUCAAGAGGAUCAAUGGGAAUAAUGAAAAUUAUAUGACUAUGUUGAGACUAAUUUCGUUAGUUACAAAAAAUGAGAGUGAUUUCAUUCAAAUAAUAUAGUUUUAUUUGAGUACAUUUAUUGAUUCUUCUUUUAUAGAGAGAUUUUUAACAUUUUUCCGUAAACCCCAUGGUCAUCAAGAUGAUGAAGCGGUAAACAAAAGUCUAUUUCCUGGGUUUCACCAUUUCAUCUGCUAUAUAAAAAUAUUUCAACCAAACUAUUAAAAUUCAGUGCACUCCGAGAAAUGUAUUUUCUCCCAGACGAAUAUGUUCGUGUGCCAAGGAUUAUGCUUUAAUAAAUUUGUGUAAGAAUUUUGUAAACGCGACAGGCAAAUUCUGGGAGAAAAUCAAAGUCCUCGUCUCGAUUUUUGAUAUAAUAAUUUUUUGUUGAUGGUAUUAUAUUUUUUAUAAUUAAUUUUUCAUGGUUAACGUGAGAAUGAAGUAUCAUUAAAUAUCUUCUUUUUUCUUUUUGGAUUUUUUUUUCGGCAAGAGAGCUCGGAGUGCUGUUAAUAUCAACACGAGAUAUGUUCUUUUAAAAAUAUAGUUAUCAUUACUGUGGAUUAUUACUGUAAUGUUAUACCCGGCAUAAGGAUAAUGGUGAAAAAAUCAUAAUUAAGUACUAAUGGAAUAACAUAAAAUUGUCAGAUAGUACGACAAAUUGCGAAUGAAUUCUGGGUCAGAAACGUUAGCAGUUUUACAUUUAGUACGUAAGACAGAUUGAAAUAAUUUUCAUUGAAUUUUAUAAUUCAAUUUUUGUCGUCAGUACGAUUUUCUCCUUCUGUCAGCUCGCAUUUUUUACAUAUGAAAAAAAAACGUGAGAGAAUGCAGAAGUGAGAAUAAUGAGCAAACAGUGAGAAUGUUUUUGGAUCGUGUAUUUUCAUUAAGACAGUGUAAUAUAAGAAAUUGUAAUGGCACAGACCUGCGGCCGACUAGCACGAAUAUUACUAUUUAAUCCUCAAUUGAUUGGAAUUAAUUAAUAGAUGAAUCAUGUCAUUGAGCAAUUGAGAUUGGAAAGAUAAACGAAAUAUUCCGGAAAAAAAUUAUUAGUUCUGUAAUUCACGAAAAAAAUAAUUUUCAUUAAAUCCGCUAAUUGGUGAGCUUAACUACACAUUAAUGAAGUAAUAAAUGAUGGUUAAUUGGCCAUCCAUGAAUGUUAUACAUAAUAAUCAUUCGAUAAGUAAGGAAUAUACAUGAACUAUAAAUAUAUGUGUACCGUAUCAUUAAACAAUAGGUGAGUCUGUGUAAAUGAGUACUUUUGGUUUAUUGAAAAAUGUUCCCGAGAAUUCAAUAUUCAUUGAAUUUUCAGUCGUGUCACUGCAGUGACAGGCUAUUCUCGUUGUCCUGACUAUUUCGGUAUAGGAAAUCGUUAACUCUGUUUCACGAGUUUAAUGUCACUGUUUUCUCCACUCAAUAUUUGUCAGAAAAAAAGAGGAAAAAAUCCUGGAGAAGUAUCUCCCGGUCAAUAAUUACGUACGUGCUCAAUCCUAGUUUAUAAUUUUUUAAUCGUUAGGUGAAUUGCAGGCAACUGAGAGAUCAUAUUCUCUGCAAUAACUCUUUGCUUUUCUAGUGAAUGAGUCGAUUGUCAAGUUUAUGAGAAUGGGAAAAUGGAGGUGAUUAAAACGAGAAGAGAUACUUUAUGAUGGAGUUUUAGCACUACAUCUGGCUAUUUGUAUGGGAUAAGUCGAUUAACCUGACGAUUAGCUAUUGACAACUGAAUAAUAUACAUUGUGUGGCUUAGCAGAUACUCUGGCUAAAUUGUAUCACUGUUGAAGUAAAGUUAGGCGUGUUUAAUACAAAAAUAAAGGUGAACAAUUACACAAAGGCGAAUGUUAUUCUCAUUGAGACUCGAUGGAGAAAUUUUUGUUUUUCUUUUCUUUGUGAAGAGAUUCGGCUUUAAGUUUCGUUUUACAGGGCUUAUUUACCGUUUACAUCAUCAUUUUCGUUAUUCGUUGGGUAUAUUUCGAGGAAAAUACCGGGUGUAGAAGAGAACGAAAAGAGAAAGAGAAUAUUUUUUAAGAGAGAAAAAAAAAUUUGUUGAGAAGACGAUAUCCAUCCAACCAACUCUGACCCAGGCUCCUGCCCAUCUUCGGAUAUCGAUGGAGACCGCUGGUAUUGCAAUGCCAGCAUACCACUAUAUCGCACCGAAUCACAUCGUCAAGUCACCGAUUCACUAAGAACGAGAAUUACAGAUAAAUUAAAACAUUUUGUUUUUCUGGGGCACGAGAGGGAGUUGUUGGUAAUACGAGGGCGAGAGAAAUUCAAGUGAGGUAUAUUGCGGAGUGGAAAGAGUAAGUGGAAGUUAGAACACCUAUCUAAAGAAUACAUUAAGCAUCAACAUUCAUGGGGAAAGACAUUGAUAAAAGUGCAUCAAUGAUGAGCGCCGAAAAUUGUACAGAGACAGGGAAAUGGCGAUUCUGGGAGAGAAACCAAGGCUAGAUGACGAGAGAAAGAGAGAGAAAGAAAAAAAAAUUAAUUAAAAUAAUUAAACAAAAAAAUAAAAACAACAUAAUAUUGGACGUUGCAGCUGUCGAGCUGCCGCCGAUUGGUAAAGGGAACAAGCCAAAGAUAUGUUAGUUUUCAUUUUUAUAUUUAAAAAGAAAAACAAAAUGAAAGAUACGAGGGAGUCUAAAAAGUAAUGAACAAGAAGUUAUUAUCAUUAUAUUAAUGACUACGAUAUUUUGUUCUUUUCCUUCGUUGUUAUUGAAUUAUUUCGAGGGGAUGAGGGAACUUUUGAUGAAGCCUGAUGAUGUUAAACGAUAAAUAAUUCGGAAUAACAGGGUUUGCAUUGACAGUUGAAACUAAUGAGAAAUUGUUUCUCCUUCAGCUCUUGAUCAUCUGGUGAAAAUGAUAAAUCUGGGUUCCCUCGUCUCUACGAGGGGCGUGUAAAAAGUACUAGGCUCGGUAAGGGAUUAUAAAAAAAGAUAAAAAAAUAGUAAUUGCAUUGAUGCCAAGCAUAUGGAGGGUAAUUAAUUAAUAGUUGAAUUAGCUUCUGCAUGUGGGAAGGAUAAUAAAAACAAAUUACAGAGGUAAUAGGUAAUGCAGGGGAUAACACCGUCUCUCCGAAACUGCAAAAGCACUAUUCAGAUGUCCGGAAAUGCAGAACGAUGAAAUAAGGAAAGAACUCGGGGGGGAAAGGGAAGCAUGUUUAGCAGUUGAAAAAUUGAUUCGACUCUGUGAAUGAAAGAGAGCCGGAUAUUCUCAAUUAUUUUUUGUUAAUUAUCUUUUUGUUGAAUGAAAACAAAUAAAUUAUGUGGAAUAUUAAAUAAUGAUAUAUUAUAUACAUAUGGAUAUAUAUAAACUAUAUUUAUUAUACGAUAAAAGAAGAAUUAAUUAGUGGAGAAUAGGGCUAUAUGUGAGGAGUUUCAAAGUAUUGGUACUUUGGAUCGGGAGAUGUCAUGCGAAAAUAUCCUGUCAACUCCCUAAACAAUAAUUUUUCUCCAAUUCAUUUUUGUUAUUUAUUUGACAAUUAAUGUUUUUUUUUAUAAAUUUCUAAUGACUGAUAGAUAAAUUUCGAUAAGAAAAUUUAAUUGAUAAUAAAAUUCAUAUCCGAGUGGACACACACACAUAUCCUUCCUCAAGCGUGCCAAAAGAAAAACUUGAAAUGGUAUUAACCAGUGCUUCCUCUAGAAAUCUUGAGCCAUCAGAAGAUGAAUUAUUCAAAAUUCUCUCGCCUCGGUUUAUUUAUCUUCCAGUAUCUUCCCAUUUCGACUCCUUUGAUCUCAUUUGACAGAAAAAUUGCAUCAGCAAAACGAAAAAUUGAUCUAAAAUUUAUUCUAAUUAAUUUAUUACGGUUUCAACUGUAAUUGUAAAUACGAUUAAUUGUUGUAAAUAUUUGUUGUAAUUGUUUAUUUAUUUACAAUUCAUUUUUUUCUAUGCAGAUCAAAAGAAAUGAUAAAUUGUGAAGCUCAUUCGAUGUUAAUGCGCCAAUUGUUCCUGGUUAUUUAUUUAUUUAUUUCUAUUUAUUUAAUUUAUUAUCGUUCGCUGUGACUCGUUUGUGAUGAGGAGUUGCUCGAUUUCCCUACAGCUCAAUCAAAAACCAAGGGGAAUAAUCAGUUAAAUAUCUCCUAGAUCCGAGGCGAGACUCGACGAAAUCCCCUGACUCUCCCCCACCUGAUAUCAACAAUUAUCAUCAGUUUACCCUCUUUAUUUCCCUGACCCAAAGGUACACAGAUAAGAGAAUAAACAAAAACACCGGGGAAAUGCUAUGAAAAACCUAGCCUCUGCGUUUAAACGAACUAAACUGAAAUGAUUAAAAAAAAAAUGAAGAGAUUAAACGAGUUAGUGAGAGACGCUGUAUGAUUGUGUAUAUCAACAAUAAAUAAUUGCUGUGAUUAGAAUCGGUUUAUAGUAAGUAGUUAAGGACUAAAAACUUAGAUACAUUGAAAAUGUGAAGGCUUUUCGAGUGCACGAAAGAUUAGCAAUUUUUGUUUUUUUUCCUCCAACGAUCAUUAAUAAUAUCGAAUUUAACUUGAAAAAAAAAUGAUAAAAAAAGUAUCAUUCAAUGUAUAAAAUGGCCCCUGUGACACUGCUGAAUGACUUGGAGUGCAGAAGUGUCUGUUUGUAUGAUUCAUUGAGAUGAUGUUUAGACACAAUGUUAAUUCAAUGUCUCAAGCAUAUCUGGUUUAGGCUUUACUCAAUAAUUGUAAUGUCCUUGCUACCCAAUCUGAAAAGUUAUUAAACAGUUACAUCAGUGGAAAUUGAGUGAUUAAUUGAUUAAGGAACAACUUGAUGGAUUAUCUCUAUGUUUAGGACAUCUUAUUCAUGUUUCCGAGAUUAUUUUGGUGUCGUAGAGCAAUCUAUUGGUGCAGGGGCCUUAUCCUUACUACUUGGAUGCUGUCAAGGUCCUUAACUUCACCAAUUUAACACAAAAAUAAAAAUUGAGAGAGGACACUUUAAUCGUCAAUAGCUUGAAAUCGGCGGAAGGAAAUACGAUAUUUUUUUUCUUUCGAAGCUUGUGAAAAUACCUUUCAAACAAGCCCUGAUUUUUCAAUAUCACACUGUCUGAGGACGAGACAUUGACGGUUAGAAAAUGCCGAUUCUUUCCCUUUCUAAAUUCAGAAUCAUGUGCAGUUUACAAUUGCUCUGAUUAAAUAUCUAUUUAUCUCGAUAACUAGUGGUUCUGUAGAAAAAUGUCAUGAGACUUUUUUAUUGAGCAUUACAUUUUCCAUAAAAAACAUUCAAUGAUAUCUUCCCGCAGAUCGGCUCAUUUCCGAGAUAAAUUAAAACAAUUCGUCUGUCUCUUCACUUCUCAUUACCAAAAUGAAAUAAACUUGAAACAGACCUCGUCAGCCAUCCAACUCUACCGUAACGCAAGGCAAUCAGCUAAGAAAUAACUUAGUUUUUAUAGAAUAUUGAGUAGCCUCGUGCUACUCAUAAUCUCGAUACUGCGUAAAAAUCGAGAGUUUAAGGAUGUUUAAACCUAAAUAAAACCCAUAAAAAAAAAACAAUUUUACGUGGCGUUCCGGCGCUGUAUUUUUUGUAUGGCGUUAAUCGCCUGAGAAAGUUAUAACUAUAAAUGUGCAGUUCUAGUGCCAAAAUAAACAGUCAAGUGAAUUUAACGGGUGGGAAGUAUCGAGGGGAGGAAAUACUAAAUCAACCACAAAUCGAUCUGACGAAAAAUGAUUAAAACCAAGGACCGUGCCAAUCGACGUGCCAAAUAUCUCUUCUUCCCUUGAUACCACGAAACAAAUUGUUUUUCAAAGUUCGUAAAGUGCAUGAAAAUCAUUUUUUUAACAAAACCCAAAUGCCGUGCUUUAUCUUCCACAACCCCUGGGAAUCAAUAAAGAAAUCUUCAUUUUCAUCGUCAAAGGGAUGAAACUAAAUGAGCAAAACCUCCUUAUGUUUUCCCUCACUCUUGCGUAAUCGCUGCUGAGCAAAGAUAACACGAGCACAUGCCAAUUCAAGUGUAAAAACCCUUUCCCCACAGCCUCUCUUCCUUGCUAACUCACGAUAACGAAAGUCCUCCCCCUCCGGAAGUCUCGGCAAAUCCCCGGAAGAGGAUUAUUCGCGGAAUAAACCGGCGAUAAUUUAUCGGGGGGAAAAAAUACAAUUAAUAAUCGCCGAAUAUUUUGGUCAAGAAUUUGUUAGGGCAUACGCUGACCCUGCGUUUCACGUGUUGCAAUUGAAUUUGAAUUAUUACCCUCGGCCAAUGUCAACUUACGUUAUGAAGCCUUUACGAAACAGGGUCAUAAAUACUUAUGUGUUAAUAAUAAAUAAUUAAAGAAUUUAAUAAACGGGGUAUUUUGAAUGAUAUGCGCGAGGCGAUAGGGAGAGUAACCGAGUGAAUUUCAGUGAUUAAACGCAAAUUUUUCUAUGUGUAGUAGAAGACGUUGAAAAAAAAUUUCAGGGGAAAUCAACUGCUGCGGAGGGUUUUGUAAAUUUUUUAAUGAGAUAUUAUGAAGUUAAGGAGUUGAAAAUCUGUUGAGAUUUCGAUUGAAUUUCUAGGAGAUUCGAAUAUUAAAGGGAAAAAAAGGGAAUUUUCAAUAUCCCUUUUAAUAAUUUCCACAUUUACUUGGAUUAUUAAUUAAUAGAAAUAUUGUAUGCCAAGUAACACCGCAUUUUUAUAAUAUUUGUCUGGAUUUUCAUUAUUCCUAUUGAUUUUCCUGUAACAAUUAAUUAAAAAUGCAGAGUUUGCAUUGAUAUUUUAUAAUUUAGUUUUUUCUUCAAAUUUUUACCAGAAAAGUUUUGAAAAAGACACCAUGGAUAAAACUUGUAAAAUUAAUGCUCAAGAAACCCAAAUCCAAAUAUUAAAAUUCCCUCAGAAAAUUUCACGUACUCUUAAGAAGAAGUGAUUUCCCCUAGUAUUUUUUUUUCAUCUGCAAUCGAAACACGUGAAAAAAAUGGUAAUCGAUCCUCCCCCUCGGAGAUUCGUUCAAUGUAAUGGCGAAAACUGUCGACUCCUGAUUAUCGACAAAAUCGAUGUUUCGCCUGCAUAUGGCAAUGUUAAAACGUGUAACAAAAAGAAAUUGAAAUGUAAAUUCACAAGAUAAAAACAAAUGGAAAAGUCGAAAAAAAUGAAAAAAAAAUUAAUCGAAGUAACUCGCUGGAGGCGUAUGAAAUUCCGAUGGUUAGCGGUCGGUACCGGCUAAUUAUGAAAAAAAGUACAUUAUUCCAGGGUAAAAGCUAAACUUUUUUGUAAAAAUGUCUGGGUAAACGCAAUAUUUAUGUAAAAAAUCAUUAAAGCGUAAGAGGAGCAAGCGAAUAGUUAAGAAAAAAAUAGUUUAAGCGUUGAAAAAAAAACAAAUAAUGGAAAAAAAGGGAAACUAGUUGUAUGGAUGAGUGCGUGAGUUGCAUAUUAAUUAUAAAAUCGUUAAUUAAAAAAAUGUAGUGAUGAGAGAGAAGUGUGGGAAGACCGAGUAAAAAAAUUGAGCGAAAAGAGAAGAGAAUGAGAAUAAGGGGGGACUGAGGAAGGAAAUGAGAAUCUCUUUUUGAGGUAUACACAUAAUAUAUGGUUAUCAUAUUCUUAUCAUUAUCAUUACCGUAACCACUUAAGCAAUUAAUUUCAAAUAAAUGAGAAUAAAAAAUAAACUAAAAGAAACGGAAAUGCAUUAACAAUUGUAACAAGAAGUUAAUAAACAAAUAAAGCAAGUACACAGCUGUAUAACGUCAUGAAAUUACUGUUAAAUAGGAUCAAGGCUUGCGAUUUGUAAACACGUGAUUACUCGGCUGGCGUGGAAGAGUGCUUUAUGUCAUUAUAGAACCAGAUAAAAAAAUGUAUACAGAAAAACGAAAAAAAAAGUGAAUUAAAUUCUAUAACUCGUAGUUCAACGUAAAAGAACAUAUCUCUAAUCCUCAUUAUUUUUCUCCUCCCUUCUCGAAGAUAACUGUAUAAAAUUACAAAUUAUAACGCUAAUUGUUAGAGUUCAAUUGACUCUAGAGAUAUCCAUUGACAUAUCGAUGAAUUUAUUAUUUCAAUAAUUUCAUCUCCCUCUAUUCUUUAUUCAAAUGAAUUACUGAAUUUUAUACCAAUUGUAGAACGUAUUCCUAGCCAGUGCUAAUAGCAAUAACUCAGAUUAUCUAAUUAUCACUACUAUUUACUGGAAUUAUUACUAAAGCUAUUUAACAAGUACUGUCUGUCUGUCUAUUCCUCUGCCUCUGAUGUUGAAAUCAACUCCAUUCGUCGCUCGCAAUAAAUUUUUUUUAUUUCAAUUACGAUAAAUUGUUACAAUACUUUUCAUUGUGAAAAUUUGAACCGAGAAUUUUCUUCCAAUUGAACACUGUCUUACCUUCCACUCCAACGUAACUUAUUAAUCAAUCCGAAAGAAAUGAAAAAAUAAAAAUAAUGAAUUCAAAUGAACAAAAAGUGCAUAAGUAAAUGGGUAAUUUAAAGAAAAAUAUUGUGAUAAAUGUAGAAUGACGUGAACUCAGAUCAUGAGAGAGAGAGAGAAAGAGAGAAUUAUAAGAUGAUUAGAAAUGGAGAUGAGAGUGAUCAGCUAAUGGAAACUCGGGGUCCAAAAUCCUCGGACGAAUCAUUAAUUAUAUAUUUUGUAUUUGCGUAGUUGUGCGAUUAAUAAUAAUAAAAAAAACAGUGAAGAGGACGAUGAACUAAUGGUGAAGAAGAACUAUAAUUUCUCCUCGAUUUAUCAUUUACAAAUGAACAUUGUUGUGUACUUGUAAUUGUGAAUUAAAAUUGUUGAUUAGUUGCUGUAUCUCUGAUUUAUCACCAUCAUUUUAUUAAAAACAAAACUAGUUUGCUCAAACUUCUUCGGCAGUUGUGAAUGAUAUUUAUUUAAAGCAGUUUAAUCAUCAUUUCUUCGUCAUCGCCAGACACUUCAUGAUGUUGUAAAUGUUACGAGAAGUGAAGCAAGAUAAAUGUCCAAUACUUGAUGAAAAUUAAAGCGAAUUCUCACGUUUUUCAUGAUAAUCGAGCUUCAAAGAUCAAUUAAUGAGAGAAGUAACGAAUAAAAAUGACGAAAUUGGUGUGAGAAUUCUAGAGAGGAUAUUUAAUCAUCUCGGUUAUUUAUUUUUGUCCCAAAUGAACAAAAAAGACAUUAAAUAAUGAAAAUAGUAUCUCAUUUUUAUAGAAUCUAUUUAUUUACUGAUUUUUUGAAUCAACGUUUUAUGAAUUGACGUAUUGUAUAUAAAGGACUCGUAAUUUAUUCGUUGGCUCUAUGAGAUUGUGUGCUAGAGUCGAUAGAAUCGAUGAUUUGUCAUCACUGAAUAGUAAAUAAACUCGUGAUGCCAAAGGAUCAUUUGGCGAUUGAUUGAAUAGAAAUUCAGAAUUAAUAGAAAAGUCGGGAUAAUACGCGGGAUCAUCGAUACCCGACUAGACCACGGGAACAAGCAACAAAAAAUAAUACUAAAGUAAUUGAACAUAAUUUUCGUGAAACUCCGAGUUGAGCGGGAGAACAAUUAAUCAUUGAAAAUUGAUGAGGAUAACGGAAUGAAAAAUGGAGAGAAUAGAUAUAAAUUACAGAUUACUACCGCUCGAUAGUAAUUUAAUGUUUGUAAGGGCAAUAAUAUUGUAAAUUUCGAGUAUUUGAAUGUAUAAGAUGCAUAAAAAGACAGAUUUUUCUAGAUAAUUGCACUAUGAUAUCUAUUCUAAGGGUAAAAGAAGUGAGAAAUAUAAAAUGAGAAAGCUUCUGGUGCGCACAUCAUCCUCUGAGUUCUCCAAGGGUGGAAUGGGGAUGAGUGUGACGCCAGUGCGCCCCCACAAUCAUCAAUAAUGAAUGCGAAAUCGAAUGCUAUUAUACCACAACGCGAACAGUUAUUUCCUUGGACACGAAUACUGGAGAUAUGAGGGGCGCAAAUUUUAAGAUUCACUACGAUCGAUACACAAUUCUAUCAUUGCAUAAUAAUUAUAUUACCAAUCUUAUUAUUAUCCUUACAUUAUUGUAAUGUUUGUUUUUCGUUAUUAAAGUGUGUAUAUAGAAAAAUAUA